Molecule: messenger RNA, 2361 nt
Organism: Liolophura sinensis
Lineage: Eukaryota; Metazoa; Mollusca; Polyplacophora; Chitonida; Chitonidae
Product: dynein light chain Tctex-type protein 2B-like
Exons: 5
Coding region: 180-506 (108 amino acids)
Biological process (GO): microtubule-based movement
Cellular component (GO): cytoplasm; cytoplasmic dynein complex
Molecular function (GO): dynein intermediate chain binding
Source: RefSeq, a predicted model, not a curated record
UUGACCAGAACAAGCUUUUUUUAUGGUGUGGAAGAGUUCUCUUGUGCUGUAUUUGUACCUGUAUGUUGUACUUCAUUUAUUAAGCACACCCUGCCAUUCUGCAGUACAUUCUAAUUGACAUUCUGAAAAUUGCGUGGUGCUGAAGAAAACUUGUGAAGUGAUCUGAAUCUCACCACAGGAUGUACUUGAUAUUCCGCCCAGCUAUUGUGAAGGAAUGUAUUCAUCAGGUCUUGAUAGACAAAUUAUCGGGAAAGUCGUACGAUGCCGAGGAAACAACAGAGCUUACACGAUCCAUAUCAGAUGACAUCAAAUUAAAACUAAAAGAUAUAGGAUACGAUCGCUACAAGUUCAUAGUUCAGGUUUACAUCGGUGAACAACGAGGAGAAGGGGUGAAAAUGGCUUGUAGAUGCUUUUGGGACUCUGAUACUGACAACUAUGCGCAAGAUAUCUUUAUGAAUGAAAGUCUGUUUUGUGUCGCAGCUGCAUUUGGUGUCUUUUACUACUGAUUGAAAUAGGCACAGUACAAGCAGAGAGACAAUUUUCUCCUAUGAAGCUGGGGUUUUGGACACAUCCUGAUUGACUUCUUCAAAAUGGAUUUUACUUCACACUGAUGUGACAUAAAGCUGUAUCGUAAAGUUUACCAAAGAUUUGUGUUCAUCCAGAUUUUAUAAGUAUUUUCUGCAUGUAUUAAAAUGAGAGGGACAGCCCAAAUGCUACCAAAUGCUGUCCUCUCCACAUACUGAAGUCACUCGCUGCAUCUGAACUAUGAAGUAUAUCUUGGCUCUUGCAGGACAUGUAAAUUGUUGACAUUUUAGCCUGUUUUUCCUUUGUUACCAUCUUGUACAGUGUAUAACAAGCAAAAUUGGGACAUCAGAGUAGCAUCUAAAACAAUAUAUGUGAAGGAAGCCCGUGCUCUUUUACUAGAGUCAUACUAAUAUAUAUUUUCCAGCACCCACAUGAUUGUAACUCUCAUCCAUUGACGCAGUCAAUUUUGAAAAUGUCAACAAAAGUGAUUGUUUUCUUUUAUUGACAUGACUGAUUACAGUUCAUUAGUUUACAGUAAGAAGGCUGUUCAUAUAUGUUUUCUUUUAUUGACAUGACAGAUUACAGUUCAUUAGGUUACAGUAAGAAGGCUAUUCAUAUAUGUUUUCUUUUAUUGACAUGACAGAUUACAGUUCAUUAGGUUACAGUAAGAAGGCUGUUCAUAUAUGUUUUCUUUUAUUGACAUGACAGAUUACACUUCAUUAGGUUACAGUAAGAAGGCUAUUCAUAUAUGUUUUCUUUUAUUGACAUGACAGAUUACACUUCAUUAGGUUACAGUAAGAAUGCUAUUCUUAUUCGUUUCUCCACUUGUAUCUUGUACAGAUUCCAUCCUCAAGUUUAUGUUCUGAUUUGUUAUCUGUGACUCGUGUCACUUAUAGGCGAGGUGAACCUUGUAAUAUGUAUGUCCUCAUUUACAUUUUAAGAUUACCUAUUAAAGGGAUGCACAAUUGAUACUGUUUGUAUUAUCUGAGAAUAUACGGAAUUUUCUGAGCUAAACAUUGCAACAUCCGUUAUGCUUAAGUAAAUCUGCCCUUAAAACUUAGAAUGUAGGUCUGAACUUGCCUAUCCCUCAAACCAGCCAAUCAGUGAGGAUACUUUUGUAGUCUAUAUUUUGCAUGUGAAAAAAUUUGAAAACUACAUUUUGGUGUAACACACAUUUGACUGAUCAAAGAGCAUACAGGGAUGAAAAUAUGAAAAAUGAAAUAUGAAAAGUAUAUUAAUAUUGGACAAAAUUUAUGUUAUUGAUAUUUACAGACACUUUUUAAGUUCUGAACACGAAUUAUAUUUUUGUUUGUGGAAAAGCAAUUGUUCUGCCGUACAGUUUUUCCUUGUUUGCCCAUAAAAUGGGAAUAUUUUUCAAAAGGUGUGUCAGAAUGUGAAAUAUAGAGAAAAAGAAUUUCAGAGCAAAAAAGGCAAGCAUCAUAACUCUGAAGGGGUAUCUUUCAGUUGCUGUAUAGUUCCUAGCCUAUGUGCAGAAAUGAGCAUUAAUAGCCUUGUGGCCUGUGAAAUUAUUUGGGGCAUGUGUGUUAAAACCCAUAUUUAUUAUUUAGGUUAAAAACCAAGAUUGUAUAUAGGUAUUCAGUCAUAUACUGAUUUUCAAUUUGAUAAACCUACCUUUUUCUCUGUAAACCCACUGUCCAGAUGUUUUGAAAAUCUGUUAUAUGUGAGGGGAAGGGAGGAUAUUGUGAAAAACUAUGUCUUCAGCUGCAGAUGGUGAUAUCAAUGCCAUUACAAUGGUCAUAUAUCACAGAAGUGUGCCACUAGAUUUUGUACCUUUUUCUCGAUGUUGAAAUCUUAAUCAUACAUUUGUACAUAUAA